Molecule: messenger RNA, 1795 nt
Organism: Rhineura floridana
Lineage: Eukaryota; Metazoa; Chordata; Lepidosauria; Squamata; Rhineuridae
Product: acyl-coenzyme A thioesterase THEM4-like
Exons: 6
Coding region: 449-1189 (246 amino acids)
Biological process (GO): cardiolipin acyl-chain remodeling; long-chain fatty-acyl-CoA metabolic process
Cellular component (GO): mitochondrial matrix
Source: RefSeq, a predicted model, not a curated record
GCGCGUAACGUGGAACAAGCGAAUAUUGGGAGGGCGGGAGUAGAAGGUGUCUUAUUGGAUUGCAUGAUUGACGGGCCCACAGCCAUCAACGGACACUAUAUUUCACGCAUAACUAUAUUAUAUUUUUCAUUAUAUUAUUAUUAGCAUCUAUGUCAAUCUCUCUCUAGAGAUAGGUAGAAAAGCAGAAAGAUAAAUAGAACAGGGCAUACUAUUGGCAACUCCCGUCGCCGCAUUGUCACGGCGACGAGGCCGCGAAAGGUUGAAGAGAAAGCGAGAGAAAGCCACCUGCGCGCAUGCGUAGAACCUGAUCCCGGCUGCUGUCUUCUAAAGGAAGAAGGUGUGGCCUCCUGCACUGGGAUCUUCUCCAGCUGCAUUCUGACUGGCAAGAGGAGCAGCUGAAGCCUAUUCCUCAGAGGCGUGCGGCUGGGAAGCCUCUGUUGCGUGAGUCAUGCUGAGGAGUUUUGGCUGGCUGGCGAAGGGGCUGGCUCGCUGGACAGCCCCGAGAUGUGGUCGUCAAGCAGCAGCGUCUAAAGGAGCCUUGUUGGGUUCCUCCCGCGUGCAGUUGUGGAAUGCCACAGCCCGGUUCCACGAGUCUGAGCAGGCAAAGGAUUAUGCCCUCCCCAACUCUAGCUGGAGAAAAGACAUGGUGAAUGAGUUUAACAAGUUCAUGGAGAUGGUGAAAGGCGGAACUUGGAAAAAGCUGCCUUCAUAUAGAAAUAUUGUGUACUAUGCUCCAGAACGGAUGAGGCAAGGAAAUGAGCCAAAGAAGGACAGAGCCACCCGUCUCUUCCUCAGGAACAUCGACGACGAAGGCAUGGGCUUUGAAUACGCGAUGUUCUUCAACCCAUCGGAGAAAAGGAUGGUGUGCAUGUUCCAGCCCGGUCCCUACCUUGAGGGGCCUUCGGGGUUUGCACACGGCGGCUCCAUCGCCACCAUUCUCGACGCCACCCUCGGGAAGUGUGCCAUCCAAGUUGCGGGCAUGGUGAUGACUGCUCAUCUCAGCAUCAACUAUAAGAGCUCUCUUCAUCCAGCUGCAGGCACAGGACAUCACCCAGCUGCAGACAAAGAGCUUCAUCCAGCAACAAUUACCUUCCAGUUGUGCCUGAGGAGGCCCAGUCCUUCUAAAGCCGGUCACAUCAAAGAGAGCCAGGCAGUUUCCCAGUCUGGCGCUCUCCCACCCGGGAGCUGACCUCCUCAACAACGUUUCAACUCCCUCCAGAACCAUCUCUGCAUACCUUGGCAAAGGUGUGUUCCUCUCCACCUGUUUGAAUCCAAGGCAUGCCUCUCUUCCCUGCCUGACAUCUAGCCAAAGUUGUCCUCCUGGGAGCUGUUUCUUUUUGCGCGGAGCAGUCGGUGCUGGAACGUGGCAGCUGUUUUACAAAUCCAGCCUCGUGACGCAGUAUUACGCUUCCAGGGGAUGUUCUCUGGCCUUUGCCCAGCUCAGCCGAGAGCCCUCUGCAACCGCCGAAGUUUCCCCACAUCCACUGCUUAGCAGAUGUCUAAGCCUUCCCUGUCUCCUUCAGAAAACAGGCUGCCUCUUCCAGUUGGGAAACCUGCCUUUUCCCCUUUUGCGGAAAUGCUGCAGUCCUGGAAGCUAGUUCCUGGAAAUGUUGGGUCUUUUGUACAGGCAAGGCAGCUGGUUCUUCCAGAGCGAAUGAUUUGGACCAAACAGUGUUGUUGAUGCUUCCGCUUCUUAACCACACUGUCAUUUUUGGGAUGAAUAAGGUGGUUUUGAUAUAAAAGGCAUGUUUAGGUCUUGGAGGAAAUGUCUAAUAAGCAGAGUAAUAUAUUGGUA